AUGGACCCCGUCAUUAUAACGCCGGACGAUGUAGCUGAGGCGGUCCGAAGGGCCCCGAACUGGAAAAGUCCGGGGCUCAACGGGCUGCAUCACUACUGGCUGAAGGGGUUCGUGGUGUGUCACGCUGUGCUCGCCCGACAAUUUCAAGAGGCUCUCGACCAAAAGUCGCUCCCGAGCCUCUUCACUACUGGGAUCACUCAUUUGGUUCCUAAAGACCGGGAUACCAUAGACCCGAGCAAAUACCGCCCCAUCACGUGUCUACCCACGAUAUAUAAGACAUUAACAUCCAUUUUGAGCGCGAGAAUCACUCGUCACCUGAACUCAAAUCAGGUGAUGUCGCGCGCUCAAAAUGGAUGUCGGGGCGGUGGUCGUGGAACCAAGGAACCACUCCUCAUUGACGCGGUCAUUGGCAAAGUGGUUAAACGCAACCGUCGGAACCUAUCCGCCGCCUGGAUAGACUACAAAAAGGCAUUCGACUCGGUGCCUCAUAUGUAUACCAUGUGGCUGAAGAGGGUCCUCGAGCUGUACUAG
Molecule: messenger RNA, 531 nt
Organism: Parnassius mnemosyne (clouded apollo)
Lineage: Eukaryota; Metazoa; Arthropoda; Insecta; Lepidoptera; Papilionidae
Source: the annotation of a GenBank genome assembly